AUGCACUUUCAAGAUGCCUGUCUCCAUAACUGCUUCAUCAUCCUCCUAUUCGUACACCUGCUACUCCCUGUCAGCCAUGGCAAUGGAAACGCGCACUUCAAUGUCAUUGGACCUGAUGGUCCUAUUCUGGCUAUAUUGGGGAAAGACGUAGAGUUACCAUGCUACCUGAUUCCUAAUGUCAGUGCUGAGAAUACGGAAUUGAGAGGAACAACACUUGUAAGAGGCCACAUCUCCAAGGACAAAGCUGCAGUGAGGAUACACACCGUCCCCAUGUUUGAUAAUGGGACAUAUCACAGCCAUUUCAAAGAUGGCAGCAAUUAUGGGGAAGCUGCACUGUGGAUGAAGGUUGCAGGGAAGGGGUUUGCUUGCUUGGUCAUCUUGAUUUUCAGUGAGCCAAAUUGUCUGGGCUUACACCCGGAAAUCAGCUUGAGAUACAACAAGGAAGAAGGGGUCCAGGCCGAGUGCACAUCAGCAGGCUGGUUCCCGGAGCCCCAGGUGGAAUGGAGAGAUUUUCAAGGACAAAUAAUCCCAUCUGUGACCAAUGUGUCUGUGUCAGCUACAAGUGGACUCUUUUCUGUGGUCUCCAAAGUAGUGCUCAGAGAUAAGAGGAUGAAAGGCCUCUCUUGCUCCAUUGCUAAUCCCCUCCUCCUCAAGAAGAGGGUAGCCAAGAGUUAUCUACCAGGAAAUGCCCACUUCAAUGUCAUUGGACCUGAUGGUCCUCUUCUGCCUAUAUUGGGGAAAGACGUAGAGUUACCAUGCUACCUGAUUCCUAAUGUCAGUGCUGAGAACAUGGAGUUGAGAGGGUACAGGGACCAUUCCUCCCCAGCUGUGCAUUUGCACCAAAAAGGGAAGGAUGUAUAUGAAGAACAAAUGGAAGAGUAUUGGGGAAGAACAACACUUGUAAAAGACCACAUCACCAAGAACAAAGCUGCAGUGAGGAUACACAACGUCCCCAUGUUUAAGAAGGGGACAUAUCACUGCCAUUUCAAAGAUGGCAGCAAUUAUGGGGAAGCUGCACUAUGGAUGAAGGUUGCAGGGAAGGGGUUUGCUUGCCUGGUCAUCUUGAUUCUGAGUGAGCCAAAGGGACUGGGUUUACAGCCAGUAAUCAGAUUGAGAUACGACAAGGAAGAAGGGGUCCGGGCCGAGUGCACAUCAGCUGGCUGGUUCCCGGAGCCCCAGGUGGAAUGGAGAGAUUUUGAAGGACAAAUAAUCCCUUCUGUAACCAAUGUGUCUGUGUCAGCUACAAGUGGACUCUUUUCUGUGGUCUCCAAAGUAGUAGUCAAUAAAAAGAUGAUGAAAGGCCUCUCGUGCUCCAUUGCUAAUCCCGUCCUCCUCGAGAAGAAGGUAGCCAAGUGUUAUCUAGCAGCCACUUUCUCCAGAAGGUUCAAGCCCUCACCGUGGAGAAUAGCCCUGCCUCUGAUGCUCAUGCCACGGGGACUUGUGGUAGCUGGAGCCAUCAGCAUCUUCCUAUACGUGGCAGAGGAAGAAAAAGAAAAAACUGUUGGAGGAAAUGAGAAAAUGCAAAGAGGAGGAGCAACAGGUCCACAUCGAUACCUCGUGGGCCUGGGCAUCUUGGCACCCAAUGUUGGGCUAAGGCAUGGGGGAUUCCGUGAGGGACUCAGCCUGAAAGACACAGAAGGACUGGCUGGUCGCUACAGAGAAUUAAGAGGGUCUCUGGGAGAAUACCUGCCUCACGGAAUAAAGCAACCUCGCAAAGAUGUUCCUAUUACUGCCUUUUCUUACUGGAAUCUUAUUAAUGAAAUCUUAGCUGCCAGACAUUUCCAUAAAGAUGUUCAAGAUGUGGUGGAGAAGGGAAAAAGGUUUCUUAAGAAGGAACUCAGGAAAAGUCAGUCCUUUCUUAAUUCUGAUCCUGGAAAUUAUCAUAAAUCUCUCCUUAAUGAAGUGAAUUCUCCCCCUCCCGAAGAUAAGGAUUCUGUUAAAACGCCCACUGUAGAAGAGGAUAUUAACCAAGAUAUUCCUACUCAAAGCUGUGCCCCCUUAAAAGUUGAUCCCGCAGACAAACUUCCACUUAAAGAACCCAGCUUCCCUAAAGCGCUGUAUCCUACUUUGAAAAUUUUGCAUUUGGAGACAAAUCAUGACAAUAAUUAUUUAACCCCUGAAGAGGAAGCUGAUUUAAAGGGCGAGGCGGCUAAGUAUCAUAGCCUUGACUGGCCGCCUCCUGUUCUUCUUGCACAACAACUGCCUCCUUACAACUUACCGUGGCCUCUUAUGUCUGGCCCUGCUUUUGACCCCCCACAGAGCUAUUCGUUCAUGCUACCAGGUGUUAGUGAUCCAAUUUUAGAAAUUAAGAACCUCAGGGAGUCUAUUCAGCUUAAAAAGAAGCACAAUAAGUUAGCUAAAUAG
Molecule: messenger RNA, 2364 nt
Organism: Elephantulus edwardii (Cape elephant shrew)
Lineage: Eukaryota; Metazoa; Chordata; Mammalia; Macroscelidea; Macroscelididae
Product: butyrophilin-like protein 2-like
Exons: 10
Coding region: 1-2364 (787 amino acids)
Biological process (GO): regulation of cytokine production; T cell receptor signaling pathway
Cellular component (GO): external side of plasma membrane
Molecular function (GO): signaling receptor binding
Source: RefSeq, a predicted model, not a curated record